UUGUACUAAUAAUAGUCAAGUUAUAGCAAAAUUAACUUUUUUUUAUUAAACUUAUUAUAUUGUACCAACUCCUCCUUUCUUUUGUUCAUAAUCUCUAUUCUUUUACAACUCAAAGAAAUGGAGUCAUCAAACAUAUUUUACUUGUUAGUUUGUUUCAAUCUCGCUCUAAGGAUUCCAGAAUUAACUUCAGCUCAAUUUUCAUUUCGCCACAGUUGGUGUGGCGACGCUACUUAUGCACCCAACAGCACUUACCAAUCCAACCUUAGAGCAGUCCUAAACUCCCUUGCUACGGACACUCGAAUCACCUAUGGUUUCUACAACUUCACUGUAGGACAAGGUCCAGAUAGAGUAAACUCUUUAGUCAUAUGCAGAGGCGAUGUUCCUGUAGGAACAUGCCGGGUUUGUGUAAGAGACUCUGCUAGUUCAAUCCCUCAUACUUGUCCUAACCAAAAAGAGGCAUUUGGUUACAGUCAGUACUGCAAAAUAUUUGUAUCAAAUCGUGCUAUAUAUGGUAUCGUGCAGAAUGACCCACAGUGGUAUCUGACAACUAGUGAUAAUGUGACCGGUGUUACUGGGUUCAACCAAACACUCUAUUCUCUAAUGAGUUCGUUGCAGAAUCGAGCUGCUUCAGGUAAUUCUGAGCUGAAAUAUGCGACUGGAGAAGUUAGUCUUACCGGAGGUGGAGGUCAGAAGUUAUAUGGGCUUGUGCAGUGUACUCCGGAUUUGUCUAGGCUGGCCUGUAUACAGUGCAUUCAAGGGUCUCUUUCAGUUCUCCCAACUUGUUGUAUUCAACCUUCUUAUACAGCUUCAGGGGUAACAAUUGUCAUACCGAGCUGCUUUGUUCAGUAUGAGCUCUUCAAUUUUACUGGGAAUGUGCCUAAUCUAACUCCGCCUCCACUGCCACCGUCACCAGGACCUCCCUCGCCACCAAACAAUGACACUUCAACAUCUGCAGUUAGGAGAAGAAAGAAAUCUCUUAAUCCUAGCGUUAUUGCUGUCCCAAUUGUUGGCACAACGAUAAUGAUUGUUGCUGUUGUCCUCUGCAUCACAUUAAGGAAGAAGAAGAUGAGAAAGUCCUGGAUGCUGAAAUUCAACAAAGAUGAAAUUGAGACCCUUCAGUCUUUGCAAUUCAGUUUGGGGACUAUCAAACAGGCAACAGGGGAUUUUUCAGAGGAAAAUAAGCUCGGAGAAGGUGGAUUUGGCGUCGUUUAUAAGGGUGUGCUUUCUGAUGGACAAGAGCUAGCAGUGAAAAGGCUAUCAAAGAAUUCUGCACACGGAGAUUUACAGUUCAAAAACGAAAUUUUGAUAUUGGCCAUACUCCAACACAAGAACUUGGUCAGGCUACUAGGAUUUUGCCUGCAAGAAGAAGAAAUGCUUCUCAUUUAUGAGUUUGUUGCGAAUAGAAGCCUCGAUUACUUUAUAUUCAAUCCUGUACAGCGUGAGACUAUGAGGUGGGAAACACGCUAUAAAAUCAUCUAUGGCAUUGCCAGAGGGCUCCUCUACCUUCAUGAAGAGUCAAGAACACGAAUCAUCCAUCGUGACCUUAAAGCAGGGAAUGUACUUUUAGAUGAAGAAUUUAAUCCUAAGAUUGCAGAUUUUGGUAUGGCUAGGUUGUUUAACAUUGAUCAAACUCAGACAUUGGCAAGCAGAAUUGUUGGUACCUAUGGAUAUAUGUCACCUGAGUAUGUGCUCCAUGGACAAGUAUCAAUGAAGACCGAUGUCUUUAGCUUUGGUGUACUCGUCCUAGAGAUUGUAAGUGGACAAAGGAUUAGUUCAUUCUUAAACGGAGAGAAUCCUGAAAGUCUUCUUAGCUAUGCUUGGAGGAAUUGGGUAGAUGGCACGCCUUGGAAUGUAGUGGAUACUACAUUAUCAGCUGGUUUCAGCACAGACAUACUGAGAUGCAUCCACAUUGGUUUAUUGUGUGUUCAAGAGAACCCUGUAGACAGGCCAGCGAUGUCGUCGAUUGAUCUUAUGCUAAGUAGACAGUCUCUCACCCUUCAAGUGCCAUUACAACCUGCAUUCUUCGUAGAGAGCAUCUCUCAAUCAAAUGGCCCUUCCCAAGAGAACACUACAACUGAAUCAAGCAGCAGAACAAGAAGAUACUCCGUUAAUGAGGUCACCAUUACAGAACCAUACCCCAGAUAUUACACUAUGGAUUUUCUAACAUUAUUAGUCCUUCAAUUCGUCUUCAUUUCAUUGAUUCCCAAAAUAUCUGCCCAGUACCAAUUCCUCCACAGCAGAUGCGGAAACACCAGUUACUACACCCCUAACAGCACUUACCAAUCCAAUCUCAAAACAGUCCUCAACUCUCUUUCAACCACUCGAGUGACAAACGGCUACUACAACCUCACCACGGGGCAAAAACCCGACAAAGUCGAAGCUAUGGUCCUCUGUAGGGGAGAUGUCCCGGUGAAUAAUUGUCGCCUUUGUAUGCGUAACUCGGCUGCCAGUCUCCCAUUGUUCUGUCCGAAUCAAACACAGGCAUUUGGGUACUCCGAUCCCUGCAUAAUCUUUUAUUCAAACAACGCUACUUCUCACGUUGUAAGAGAUAGGCCGUUGUGGGGUCUAUGGAAUAAUAAGAAUGUUUCUGAUAUCAUAGGGUUCAACAAUACACUCACUGCCUUAAUGAAGAACUUGCAAAAUCAAGCUUCUUUGGGAAAUUCUGAGCUGAAAUUUGCUGCUGGACAGACUAAUCUUAGUGGUACAAAUAAAACGAUGUAUGGUCUUGUGCAGUGUUCUCCUGAUUUGUCUAGCCAUGAUUGUGUCGUGUGUAUACAGGGUCUUUUCAGUUUCUUUCCAAAGUGGUUUGUUACGCCUACAUUUACAGCUGCAGGAGCAAGAUUGAUAACGCCCAGCUGCAAUCUUCGGUAUGAAAUCUACAGUUUUUAUGGUAAUGUAACUGAUGUAGGUCCUCCGUCAUCACCACCCCCACUGCUACCACCAUCAUCUGUAUCAAACAGAAGUACUACUGCAAAAGUUGAAGAGAGAAAAAGGUCUUAUAGCACCAUUUUCAUCGUUCUCCCAAUCCUUGGGUCAUUAGUACUCAUCAUAAUCAUAGCCUCAAUCAGUUUCCUACUAAGGAGAAAGAAGCUAAAAAGGUCAACUACAAAAAUUAACAAAGAAGAAAUUGAAACUCUCCAGUCCUUACAAUACAGUAUUGGAACCAUCAAGGUUGCAACAGAUGAUUUUUCUGAUAAUAAUUAUCUUGGAGAAGGUGGAUUUGGUACUGUUUAUAAGGGAAAGCUACCUGAUCACCAAGAAAUAGCAGUAAAGAGGCUAGCAAGGAAUUCAGUUCAAGGAGAUUUACAGUUCAAGAAUGAAAUUCUGAUAUUAGCUAAGCUUCAGCAUAGGAAUCUAGUGAGGCUUCUAGGAUUCUGCUUGGAAGAAGAUGAAAUGCUUCUAAUUUACGAGUUUGUGACCAACAAAAGCCUUGACAACUUCCUAUUUGAACCUAUGCAAGGUAAAUCUAUGCCAUGGGAAACACGUUACAAAGUCAUUAACGGCGUUGCAAGAGGGCUUCUUUACCUUCAUGAAGACUCUAGACUGCGAAUAAUUCAUCGUGACCUUAAAGCUGGUAAUGUUCUACUAGAUGUAGAAUUUAACCCAAAGAUUGCAGAUUUUGGUAUGGCAAGGUUGUUUAACAUUGACCAGACUCAAGCAGUAGCAAGCAGGAUUGUUGGAACCUACGGAUAUAUGGCACCUGAGUAUGUGCUUCAUGGUCAUGUCUCAAUGAAGUCCGAUGUCUUCAGUUUCGGUGUACUUAUCCUAGAGAUUGUAAGCGGUCAAAGGAUUAGCUCUUUCCAAAUUGGAGAAAAUCCCGAAAAUCUGCUUACUUUUGCAUGGAAAAAUUGGCUAGAAGGGAAAGCUUGGAAUCUUGUUGAUCCUACAUUAUUUCCUGCAUUUAGUACAGAAAUAUUGAGAUGCAUACACAUUGGUUUGCUGUGUGUCCAGCAUAACAUGGCAGACAGACCUACUAUGUCUUCGGUUGAGCUUAUGCUAAGUAGCUCUUCUGUUUCUCUCCAGGUGCCUUCACAACCAGCUUUUUUCACUCGAAGCCAUACAAUAUCUAAUGCGACCUCUCAAGGAACCUCAGGUCAAUCUACUAGUAGAAUGUCUGCAUGUUCAAUAAAUGAGGUUUCUAUGACAGAAAUCUACCCUCGAUAGUACAACGCUACUACUUGAAGCUUCUAAUAGUUGAACAUCAUUGUGAACUAUUUAUAUGAUUAAAGUUUCAGUUUUUUUAGUCCAUAUGAUUCUGAAAUAACCUAUGAGAGCAAGAAAACAGGGACUUGCCACUAGUGUUGCUAUGAACAGUUACGGUUGUACAUAGAAGUGAUGCAGAGGAAGGAAGUACAGCAGUCACUGGGAACAGGUUCUAUUCAGCUCUAAAAUUUAACUGUAGAGGUGUAGUAUUUAAACAACCUUCUUCAUUUGAAGGCAUUUUAGGAAGAUUAAGAGGAAUGUAAAAAUGCAUUGGUUCAUUUGAUCAUUAUUUAAUUAUUGUGAAGGUUAAAGGACCGAUUCAGUUUCUUAA
Messenger RNA from Chenopodium quinoa (quinoa), 4534 nucleotides. RefSeq lists its product as uncharacterized. The record is from RefSeq and is a predicted model, not a curated record. Gene Ontology annotation, molecular function: protein kinase activity; ATP binding. The transcript is spliced from 14 exons. The coding region runs from base 118 to 4164 and encodes 1348 amino acids. Gene Ontology annotation, biological process: protein phosphorylation. NCBI's taxonomy places the organism in Eukaryota, Viridiplantae, Streptophyta, Magnoliopsida, Caryophyllales, Amaranthaceae.